AUGGUGGUGGUGGUCACAGGCAGCCUGGCCCCGGGUGAAGGCAGCCUGGCCCCGGGUGAAGGCAGCCUGGCCCCAGGUGAAGGCAGCCUGGCCCCAGGUGAAGGCAGCCUGGCCCCGGGUGAAGGCAGCCAGGCCCCGGGUGAAGGCAGCCUGGCCCCGGGUGAAGGCAGCCUGGCCCCGGGUGAAGGCAGCCUGGCCCCUGGUGAAGGCAGCCAGGCCCCGGGUGAAGGCAGCCAGGCCCCGGGUGAAGGCAGCCAGGCCCCGGGUGAAGGCAGCCUGGCCCCGGGUGAAGGCAGCCAGGCCCCGGGUGAAGGCAGCCAGGCCCCGGGUGAAGGCAGCCAGGCCCCGGGUGAAGGCAGCCUGGCCCCGGGUGAAGGCAGCCUGGCCCCUGGUGAAGGCAGCCAGGCCCCGGGUGAAGGCAGCCAGGCCCCGGUUGAAGGCAGCCUGGCCCGGGUGAAGGCAGGCCCGCCCCUGGUGAAGGCAGCCAGGCCCCGGGUGAAGGCAGCCUGGCCCGGGUGA
Messenger RNA from Procambarus clarkii (red swamp crayfish), 519 nucleotides. NCBI's taxonomy places the organism in Eukaryota, Metazoa, Arthropoda, Malacostraca, Decapoda, Cambaridae. The record is from RefSeq and is a predicted model, not a curated record.